Messenger RNA from Carica papaya (papaya), 2098 nucleotides. RefSeq names its product hydroxy methylglutaryl CoA reductase 1 (gene HMG1). Lineage: Eukaryota; Viridiplantae; Streptophyta; Magnoliopsida; Brassicales; Caricaceae. Gene Ontology annotation, biological process: isoprenoid biosynthetic process; sterol biosynthetic process; coenzyme A metabolic process. Gene Ontology annotation, cellular component: peroxisomal membrane; endoplasmic reticulum membrane. The record is from RefSeq and is a predicted model, not a curated record. Gene Ontology annotation, molecular function: protein binding; hydroxymethylglutaryl-CoA reductase (NADPH) activity.
AUGGACAUCCGCCGCCGGCCACCUAAACCGUCUACUGCCACCACAACCGGCGGCGGGACCCUUCAUCACCACAACCCUCCAUCGCCAACCCCUAAGGCAUCUGACGCGCUACCCCUCCCCCUCUACCUCACCAACGCCAUUUUCUUCACUUUAUUUUUCUCCGUUGCCUACUACCUCCUGCACAGGUGGCGCGACAAGAUCCGGAACUCCACGCCCCUCCACGUCGUCACUCUCCCCGAAAUCGCUGCCAUUGUCUCCCUCAUCGCUUCCUUCAUCUACCUCCUCGGUUUCUUCGGCAUCGACUUCGUCCAGUCUUUCAUUACACGCGCCUCUCAUGAUGCUUGGGAUCUUGACGAAGACGAACCCAAACGGAGCUUUCUCAUCAAUGACGAUCAUCGCCUCGUAGCCUGCCCUCCGCCUCCGACGUAUUCCACCUCCGAACCCAUUAUCAACACAUUUUCCUCCGUCGAAGACGAGGAAAUCGUCAAAUCCGUCCUACAAGGUACGAUACCGUCUUACUCCCUUGAAUCCAAGCUCGGGGACUGCAAGAGAGCGGCGGCGAUCCGGCGGGAAGCCCUGCAGAGGAUGACCGGCAGGUCGCUCAAGGGCUUACCGUUUGAUGGUUUCGACUACGACUCUAUAUUGGGACAGUGCUGCGAAAUGCCUGUUGGGUACGUCCAGAUUCCUGUGGGGAUCGUCGGGCCGUUGCUGCUGGAUGGGUUCGAGUACACGGUUCCGAUGGCGACCACUGAGGGUUGCUUGGUGGCCAGCACAAACAGAGGUUGCAAAGCCAUCCAUACUUCCGGUGGCGCUACCAGUAUGGUGUUGAGAGACGGGAUGACCAGAGCGCCGGUCGUGAGGUUCUCGUCCGCCAAAAGGGCUUCUGAAUUGAAGUUCUUCUUAGAAAAUCCUGACAAUUUGGAUACGCUGUCUGUCGUUUUUAACAGGUCGAGCAGAUUUGCGAGGCUGCAAGGUAUUCAAUGCUCCAUUGCGGGGAAGAAUCUGUACAUUCGAUUCAGCUGUAGCACAGGUGACGCAAUGGGGAUGAACAUGGCGUCGAAAGGGGUUCAGAAUGUUCUCGAAUACCUUCAAACUGACUUCCCUGACAUGGAUGUUAUUGGCAUCUCUGGAAACUUUUGUUCGGACAAGAAACCUGCCGCUGUAAACUGGAUUGAGGGGCGUGGCAAAUCAGUUGUUUGCGAGGCAACAAUCAAGGAAGAAGUGGUAAAGAAGGUACUGAAAACAAAUGUAGCUGCACUUGUAGAGCUCAACAUGCUCAAGAACCUUGCUGGCUCUGCUGUUGCUGGUGCACUCGGUGGAUUCAAUGCUCAUGCUAGCAACAUUGUGUCUGCCAUCUUCAUAGCCACCGGCCAGGAUCCAGCCCAAAAUAUUGAGAGUUCUCACUGUAUUACAAUGAUGGAGGCUGUAAAUGAUGGCAAGGAUCUCCAUGUUUCUGUUACCAUGCCAUCCAUUGAGGUGGGUACGGUUGGAGGUGGAACUCAACUUGCAUCUCAGUCAGCUUGCCUGAAUUUGCUUGGAGUGAAAGGGGCAAGCAAAGAGUCACCAGGAUCGAACGCGAGGGUAUUGGCGAGUGUAGUGGCGGGUGCAGUUCUGGCAGGAGAGCUGUCUCUGAUGUCUGCAAUUGCAGCUGGUCAGCUAGUGAGGAGCCACAUGAAAUACAAUAGAUCCAGCAGAGAUGUGUCCAAGGCUGCAUCAUGAUGAGAUGGAAAAUGGUCCCUAGCAUGUGACAUUAAAAAAAGAAACUGGAAGAGAGAGGCCAAGAGAGAAAGACAGAGAGAAAGUUGGGAGAGUGGGUAUGUAGCUGUAUAAAGUUUGAUAUUGUUUGUAAAGUAAAGGGGUAGGGCUGGGUGUGGGUGUGUGUGUGUGUGUGUGUUGAGAGAUGAGAUGGAAGGAGCAGUGAGAAAGGCAGGUGUCCCAGCCGAGGCCAGCUCAGUAAUUUGCUAUCUGUCUUGGCUUGUUGGGUUAUUUUAGCUGGGGACCAAAGCGUCUCUCGUGGUCGGCCCUAAAGUAAAUUGUUCAUGACUUUUCCUCUUGGAUUCAUUUAAUAUGUUUCUUCUCAAUUAAUAACUUUGCUCCA